AGCCAUGGGAAGCAAGCCAGCACUACACAGGACCCCACGGGAUGUGAUGUGAGCUGAGCUACAGCCGGGUACGCUUUUCCUAGCAGUGCUGCAGACGAGCCGUGCUGCUGGUGCGGUGCGGUGCGGAUGCUGCACAACAGGAUGUAAUUCCUCUAAGUUCACAUUCUAGGUCGAAACAGAGAACAGACGAGCAGCGCGCUGGCAUGACAUGCCGUCCGUCUUUCGGAAAGUUGGUUUUUUUGCAUUCUCAAAUGUGACUGCUUUGCUUGGUAGUGCUAGAUUCGCCCCGCCUUCCCUCUCUGCGGAAUGGAUUCGAGCGACACGGAAUCCGUCGCACAAGCGAAUGCGAACGACGUCGCCGGUCUGCCAGUGACUCGCGAGGCGUCGCUCACCAAGAGACCUCCGUCCUUCCUCCCUCCACUCCUGCCGUCCUUCGUUCCUCCGUUCCCGCCGUCAUUUCUGCCGUCAUUCCUGUCGUCAUCCGUCCUCAAGCCGGUCCUCGUCGUAGUCGUGCUGUUCCUCGUCUGCCACGUCAUCUUCUUCGUCGAAUUCCCCGUCUCGUUCCGUCUGCCUCACACGGCUGUUAUCGAGCAACUCAAUAACGGAGCAGCGAGCGCGACGCUACUUGAUUUCAGUGGGAGCAGCAGCAGCAGGUCAGGCAGCCCCAGCACUGUUCCUACGUACCUCGUCUCUAGUUCUGGAACCAGUGAUUCGCCCGACAGCGACGUACCCGUUAUUAGACUCCUCGGAAUAUCCGAUUCUUGCCUCCGCCUUCUUCGUCAUAAGGCCGACAACAGCUUCCCUACCUUUAACAACAGCUUCGCUAGUUCAAAUGUCGCAAAUACUAGUCAGUCGAAUAGUACUACGGCAGCAGCGUCAGUUCUCAAGGACAGCACCAACACCAAGGUCAGUUCUGGAGCGGGGAGUGAGGCGGAGGUGGAUGCGUGUACAGCACGUCUCCACGAGGCCUUUAGACAGCUGGCGCUCCGCGCUCAGCACGCAGAACAAGCGGUGCAGGCGGAGCAAGCGGAGCAGGCGGAACAAGGAGCGCAAGGAGAGCAAGGAGCGCAAGAAGGUCAAGAAUCCGAGGCUACUAGUAGCAACGCCGAGCCUCUGACCGAGGCUAGCAGCAGCACCGAGCCUCUGACCGAGGCUGGCGUGGCGGAGCAGCAGGCAGGUCCGGUGGGGCAGAUAUGUUCCGAGGCAUGGAAGCGAGGCGUGCUGGCACGCGCUGCUGGCAGCAGCUACAUCCGAGCAGCAAUGGCGGCGAAUCUCACGGGGGUGGAGGGAUUAGAGGGCCUUUCCGCGGGUACAGACGCCGUGUGCGCGGGCAUCAAACAGGUGGAGGGGGGUCUGCUGGCGGGAAGGCCGGUCGAAGGCAGUCGGGUGUGCGGGGAGGGGAGAGGGAGAGAGGGGAGUGGCAGAGAGGGGAGUGGCAGAGAGGGAAGUGCCCACGAUGGGACCAACAGCGCCGGUGGCGGUGUUGCAUGGGUGGCAAGCGAUGGCAAGAGGGGCCAGGGGGCCGACGGGAGUGGUGCAGGCGAUACGAGCACAGGGGGAUGUCGGACAUGGCCCGAGAGCUGCUGGCCGGUACCUGGGGUGCCCCUCUCCCUGUCACAUAGCACAUCUCGCCCGCGGUUCCUGGUGUUUGGGUUCACAAACAGCCAGACCACCCACGCCCGGCUGCACCUGGUGGAGGCCGCGAGGGUGGCGCACAUGUCUGGGCGCAUUCUGGUGCUGCCUAAGGUGGGGGACAGCCGCGUCUCUCUCGCCCGCCCUCUCCCCCUCUGCGCCUACUGGGACCUCUUCAACAUCUCUACGCUCGGGACCGGCUCCCAGUCCUCCGAUUCCGGGGCUGGCUCCCAAGCCUCGGGCUCGGGUAGAAUCGCCACCCUCCCUGAAGUGGCCUGGAUGUCUCCGGACCUCUUUUUGCUGCUCGCACGCGCUGCUGCUGAACCGAGCACUGCUCAGCCCAGCGCUGCUCGAGCCGGUGGGCUAAGAAACCCCUCGGUUGGCUUCGUGUGGGUGCAGUCGCCGAAUCUCCAGCGAGCCCCCUUCCUCUAUGAGCCCCUCGCAUCCAUCAUCGGCCACAUGCUGCCAUACGCCAUGGGGCACGUGCCCCUUGACUCUAACACCCUCGAUCUGCAUCUCCCCGUUCGGGCCGACGUUGUUCAAGUGCUAAUGCAGGCUUGGCACGAUAAAGACGUGGUGGUGUGGCUCAAAGCCACAGGUGCCAGGAUCGAGUUCAACCCGCCUACAGGCAGCCUCGCUUUAAGCGCUCUGCCGUACAGCAGGCAGCUGCAUGUACUCGCUACAAGCCUGCUCGGUACUCUGCCUAAGCCCGUCCUGGCGGUGCACCUGCGACCCGAUGUGGUGGCAGCCAGAGUGAUCCAGGAGGCAGAGCAAGAACGUGCAAACUCUUCAGUGGGGGACCAACAACCCUCGGACCAACAACCCUCGGACCAACAACAACAACCCCCGAGCUCUCAACAGCAGCCGCUGCACCAGUUUGAGCAGCAGGUGCACUGGUGCAUGAACGUGUCAGCAACCAAAGUGGGCAUUGCCAGGGGAUGGACCUCGGCUCAGGCUGUGUUCGUCGCUGCCAAUGUCCCGAUCAGUGGCCAGCUGGUGGGAGGAGGAAGAGGUGAGGGUGGGGGAGGUGGAGGAGGUGGAGGAGGUGGAGAAGCAACGGGUGCAUUGGAUGCAGAUACGUCAGAAGCUGUGGCAGCAGCAGCAGCAGCAGCAGCAGCAGCAGCAGCAUCAGUAGCAAAAACAGGAGCAGCAGCCGAAGGUUCAGCAGGAGCAAGAGGAGCAGAAGAAUCGGCAGCAGCAGCAGCAGCAGGCGAGUCAGCCCAGUGGGAGGCCCUGGAGCAACAGUACCGCAAGGCUGAAGAGAACCAAGAGCCCAGCACCACCAGCAGCGGCAGCAGCAAUGGCGGUGGUGUUGCUGACGUGGCAGUCAGGGAGCUGGCGAGCAUGAGGAAGCAAAUCAACGGCAGUGUCAUGAUUGAAGAGCUCCUGCCAGCUGCCAGGGGAUAUGACCUGGGAGUUGUGGCGAUCCUAGACAAGCUUGUGUGCUCAUAUGCCGACGUUUUAUUAGCAGCUUCUACAAGGUGCGGAGGAGGAACGGCUUCUGGGAUGGAUAUUUUCAACCAUAGAAAUUGGCUCAAUAUGCCCAACAAGUCCCUCGUGAUGUGGGGUUAUGGCAUGCCUAAAUUCGACUGAGUUUUAUAUGCCACGCAAGUGCUCUUCAGAAAAGUGUUGGAGGAUAGGAUGCUUCUGAAAAAAACGCCCAAUAAAAAGUAGUAAAGAGC
Messenger RNA from Closterium sp. NIES-67, 3314 nucleotides. NCBI's taxonomy places the organism in Eukaryota, Viridiplantae, Streptophyta, Zygnematophyceae, Desmidiales, Closteriaceae. The record is from the annotation of a GenBank genome assembly.